AUGGCAUCCAUAUUCCUCAAAUCCAGCACCACAAUCUUAUUCAUAUUUUCUACUCUUUCUAUUGCCGCAGCAGCUGGCGGCUUUGUGUUAGACAGCGACGGUGAGCCACUAUUCAAUGGUAGGCAAUACUACAUGAUUCCCCAAACCAUAGGCAUUGGUGGUGGUCUCACUAGAACAACCAAAGAUGAUUACACACCAUGCCCUUAUUACGUAACCCGAGAUAAAGAUGAAACCUCAAAUGGUAUGCCUCUUACCAUUUCAUCCCCUCUCAAAAUAUUGUACCUUCCUGAGUCUUCUUCAGUUAGCAUUGCGUUCCAAGAAAUGAUUACUGUUUGUAUUCAAUCCAUGGGGUGGGGGGUCGUUCCCGAUGAUUCAGCCGGUAAACUUUACGUGGCUACAGGCGGUGAUAACGUUAACUGGAAGUUUUUGAUUAAGCAAGCUGAGGAAGAGUCAAGGAAUAAUGUGUAUAAUAUAAGGAUUUAUAAUGAACAAUCAAGUAAAGAUAGUAAUGUUGGGUUUUUUGAGGAUGAUGGACUUUUGGGUGUUACUGAUGAUAUCCCUCUUAAAGUCAUGUUCAAGAAAGCUUUUGAUGUUAUUGAACUUUGA
Messenger RNA from Amaranthus tricolor (Joseph's coat), 606 nucleotides. RefSeq names its product kunitz trypsin inhibitor 4-like. Bases 1 to 606 code for a protein of 201 amino acids. NCBI's taxonomy places the organism in Eukaryota, Viridiplantae, Streptophyta, Magnoliopsida, Caryophyllales, Amaranthaceae. The transcript has a single exon. Gene Ontology annotation, molecular function: endopeptidase inhibitor activity. The record is from RefSeq and is a predicted model, not a curated record.